AUGUUACAUGAUACUGUUUGGUCUUCUCAAAAUACUGAUUAUUCAACUAAUGAACGAUCGGCUCACUCCGUAUCUCAGCCGAUAGCCAUGCCUGGCCGAGUACAAAACGAUAUAUCUUAUCAAGAUAAUAAUAGUGCCGUAUUUUCACCCAAAUCAACAGAUCCAGCUAAUCUUGGCUUUAAUAUGUGUAUCAAUAUACUGGAAGAUAGUUCGCCAAGAGUAAAAGACAUUGAAACUCGAAUGAAAAAUAUGAAAGUUGCUUAUAAUGACAGUGACAAUCAAAAACCGGAUAGUCCAAGUGGUUUUCGCGAUGAUAAAUCGGAUGAUACUGCAGCUGAUAGUGCUCUAACAGACUCAAGUCGUAAACAAUCACCUCGUUCAUCUCCUGUUGAUUCACACGGUGGUGAUUGCAAUAACGCCGGUGGGCAAAAUGGUGAAUCUAUGUCUAAUCAGAUGAUGAAUGUGCAGAUGACAGCAGCAAUGCCAAUUCACUAUGUAAAACAACAACAAAUGCAUCAACAUUUGCUUCAACAACAACAACAACAACAAUUGCAAUCUGAACAUGCACAACAUCCUGUAAAUUUAUUACACGCACAGCAGUACUUAGCCGAACAGCAACAACAACAACAACAACAGAAUCAAGCCGCAGCACAACAACAAUAUCUUCAAGCUCACCUUCAACAUAUUUCUCAGCCAAUGUAUGCUGAGCAAACAAAUCAAUACGAUCCAAGGACAACAAAUUCACAACAAGGUUUUCAGCUAGAUUAUACCUUGAUUCAACCGCAUUCGUACGAAUCUCAAUCUGUUAUGAGUGCAUUUAAUCCAUUACAACCACCCGCCACAUCGUCGUCUGGCACAGGUCAAGAUCCAAAUAUAAAUUUAAACAUUUAUCCGUGGCAAGCACAAGCUGCUGCGCUUGCUGCUGUGCAACAACAGCAGACUCAACAGCAAUCAUACAAUACAUCAGCAAAUCAGUACAUUCUCAAUGGAGGAGGACAAGAUAAUGGUUAUUUACCAGCACUUGCUGCUGCGAAUUUUCACCAGCAACAGAUGUUACCACAAUUUUGGGGUUUACCGUUGAUGUACCCGACGAACAUGGUACAACAACCAUCAGCACAACAACCAGGACAAGCAGCUGGUAACCUGCAACAAUCGCCACAAACGAAACAGCCAAAUCGACCAAUGACACCGUCAAAUCAAAGUGACGGUAUGUCGAUUUUAAGUACAUCACAACCAAAUCAAGCAACACAAUAUAUUAAUGUGGCUAGAACAGGUCAAACAUCAGCUUUUCCGUUCUAUACUGCUUCGCCAACGUAUUUGGAUCCAAACUUAAUACUUCAAAGUCCAAGACAACAAGUUGGCUCGCCUGGUGUAAGAAUAUAUUCUCAACAAGUGACCGUCCCAGGCAAUAAUACAACUGGCGUUUACGGAAGUCCAGUGCCAAAUUCUCUUGCAAGUUCAUUUAGUGAGGUUUUUACUGCAAAUCAACGACGUGAUGCCUCUGAGUUUUCUCGGCCCAAAACCCAAAUGUAUCAUGGUGGAGUUGGUCUUGGUUUACCUCCGUCACCUGCGUUUACUGGCUUAAUGACAUCAAUGACGCCACCACCGGCCACUAACGUUUACGAAGGUUUUUUUAAUAAUGGGAGCCGUUUUAUGCAAGCGCCGCCACCACAGCAAGUCGGUCCACAACAACAACAACCACAGAUGUUGAACGGUGAUGCCUACGUUCCCGUGCAAGGUGGUCGACGUAAUACGGGUGGAGAAAUGAAUGCACCGCUUCAAAAUUAUUACGCUGCUGGUGUAUUUGGUACUGGAAGUCGUGGAAAUGGAAACAACGGUCUUGGAGGACGAGAAGGAUCUGCUGCACAUUCAAAAUUACUAGAUGAUUUUCGCAAUAGUCGAAUGCCAAAUCUACAAUUGCGAGAUGUCAUAGGUUAUUUUGCAGAAUUUUCGAUGGAUCAACAUGGAUCCAGAUUUAUUCAGCAGAAACUUGAACGCGCUACACCACAAGAAAAAGAUUUGGUUUUUAAAGAGAUAUUGUCACAAUCAUAUCAGUUAAUGACAGAUAAAUUUUUUGAAUUUGGAUCAAAUGAACAUAAACAAUAUUUGGCGCAACGUAUUCGCGGUAAUGUGUUAACAUUAUCAUUACAAAUGUAUGGUUGUCGUGUUAUUCAAAAGGCCGUUGAGAGUUUGUCACAAGAAUAUCAAACAGAUAUUGCACAUGAGCUGGAAGGAAAUAUUAUUAAGUGUAUCGAGGAUCAAAAUGGCAAUCAUGUUAUACAAAAAUGUAUUGAAUGUAUUAACAGUGAAGAUGUUGAGUUUAUUAUUAAAGAUGUCACACGUCAAGUUUUUCAAUUAUCGGCGCAUCCAUACGGUUGUCGAGUCAUUCAACGCAUAUUAGAAAACUGUAAAGAAUCACAAACACGAGCCAUUUUAGAAAUAUUACAUGAUCAGUUAGAAUCACUUAUUCAAGAUCAAUAUGGUAAUUAUGUUAUUCAACAUGUGCUUGAACAUGGCAAAACAGAAGACCGAAGUCGAAUUGUUAAUGCUUUAAGGGGUAAAGUGUUGGUAUUAGCACAGCAUAAAUUUGCUAGUAACGUGAUUGAAAAAUGCGUGACAUAUGCAACACGUCAAGAAAAAUCGAUGUUGAUUGAUGAAAUUGUGUCGUACGGCGAAGGUGCAUCAUCAGCUCUAUUGACAAUGAUGAAAGAUCAAUUUGCCAAUUAUGUAAUACAGAAAAUGAUCGAUGUUGCUGAACCGAAUCAACGCAAAUUACUGUUGCAAAAAGUGCGUCCACACAUUCAGUCUUUAAGAAAAUUUACUUACGGUAAACAUAUCAUAACAAAGUUAGAAAAAUAUGUUAGUAAAAGUUCCGAUCUCGGUGGACCGUUACUAUCCGUUCAACAACAACAACAACAUCAGCAACAAAGUUCAAACGGAAGUGGUGGAUUACAUUUUGAAAAUUAG
This is a messenger RNA of Didymodactylos carnosus, 2967 nucleotides long. The record is from the annotation of a GenBank genome assembly. NCBI's taxonomy places the organism in Eukaryota, Metazoa, Rotifera, Eurotatoria, Philodinida, Philodinidae.